AUGCUUCAACUGCUCUCAAAUCGCUCCAUACUUCUCCUUUCAGUCACGGUAACUCACAAGUCUAAUGUGCUUUCUCAGUCUGAUGGUUUGUUCAGAGAAACCUGUCGCCGUGUUUACGACGCCAAUGCUGCCGAAUACAGUGCUGUGGAGUACAAGGAACAAAUCGUGGACUCGAUGGUGUACCGUAUGUUCAGAGAACCCGAGGUUUUCGAUGUGGUGGUGGCUCCAAAUUUGUACGGUGAUAUCUUGAGUGACGGAGCUGCUGCUCUUGUAGGAUCUUUGGGAGUUGUACCUUCAGCUAACGUUGGAGACAACUUUGCUAUUGGUGAACCUUGUCAUGGUUCUGCUCCAGAUAUUGAAGGAAAAGGUAUCUCCAACCCAGUGGCUACCAUCAGAUCCACAGCGUUGAUGUUGGAGUUCAUGGGCUACGCUGAGCCUGCUGCUUGCAUCUACGAGGCUGUGGAUGCCAAUUUGGCCGAAAACAAAAUCAAGACUCCAGACUUGGGAGGCUCGUCUUCCACUCAAGAGGUGAUCGAUGAUAUCAUCAGAAGGUUGUAA
Molecule: messenger RNA, 558 nt
Organism: Meyerozyma guilliermondii ATCC 6260
Lineage: Eukaryota; Fungi; Ascomycota; Pichiomycetes; Serinales; Debaryomycetaceae
Exons: 1
Coding region: 1-558 (185 amino acids)
Biological process (GO): isocitrate metabolic process; tricarboxylic acid cycle
Cellular component (GO): mitochondrion
Molecular function (GO): isocitrate dehydrogenase (NAD+) activity; NAD binding; magnesium ion binding
Source: RefSeq, a predicted model, not a curated record